Messenger RNA from Pestalotiopsis fici W106-1, 1464 nucleotides. RefSeq lists its product as uncharacterized. The record is from RefSeq and is a predicted model, not a curated record. The coding region runs from base 1 to 1464 and encodes 487 amino acids. NCBI's taxonomy places the organism in Eukaryota, Fungi, Ascomycota, Sordariomycetes, Amphisphaeriales, Sporocadaceae. The transcript has 2 exons.
AUGAAUGUUCAAGACCUCACUCAGACGUUGGUUCAGUCUUUCCACGCUCUAGCCAAUGAGGUCCAGAAUCUGAAUGACCGCCAGGUCGUCCUAGAGCACAAACUUCGCUACGCACACGAGCAGUUUCAAUAUUUGGCCGACAAAUAUGCACCGGCUGCGCCCGAGAUCUCCGAAACUCUUGCGCAUCUGCAACUGCCACCUGAGCCCGACAACCCGUCCCUUGUAAACACAAAUUCGGUUCCUCUUCCCCGACGCAAAUCUGCCGACUCAAAGCACCAAAUUGCCCUCAUCAUUAGAGAAGGACGUCGGGUUGCAUCCUCCCUCGGAAAUUACAGCAAGAGCAGCUAUUCGAGUCGAGAUCUUGACACACUUUCUCGCAGCACCAUGACGACCGCUGCCUCGACAGUCUUGGAGCAGGACUUUACUGUCCAGGGAAAGAAGAGCGAUCUGAAAUGUCCCUUCUCCCAGUCUGUGGAAUCGCCAGAAGCUACUCCUGCCCAACAGCCGGCUUCGUUACCACAUGACUCCAACGAUCCCAUCUGUGCUGCCAUGUAUGAAGAGGCAAGGAGUGCAGAUCGCUCGGCACAUCCAUCAGCACAAGACAGUGCCUCCAAAUGUCCGAUCCGUUACCUAGACCAACACACUCCAGAAGAGAUUGCUCAUUACCUGGAAACUCACAAACACGAACUUCCCCGCAGUCAUGAGGUCUGCUUACGCAGAUAUCAAAAGGAUGAAAUCCAUCUGAGAAAGCUCGAUGCCAAGUACGGUAACAUGGCCAACAUGGUUGAGGGCUUGGGCCGUAUCCAUCAGCCCAUGCUCCCAGAGCAGGACACCCGUCCUCAAAGUGAUGUGGAGAGAGGAUCAAAUGAGCGCGUCGAGACAUGGGCUCAAGCAGUCAGCGCGACCGGUGCCGACGAGCUCGACCAGUCAGUCAUGAAUGACGAGGGUCUGGCUGAAAAUGAAGAACGUCUUAGUCACUUUGAUAGGCCUCUCAAGGAGGUUCGCCUUGGCGAGUCUCCUAGCCGUCCUUGGGGCAUUCCAGUCCCAGACUUCGAUCCGCCCAUGGCUGCUGAUGAAAGCCAUGAACGCCCCCAUUCGCCUCCACCUGCACCCGUACAAGUACCUUUGACACCUGAUGCCAACAAGGAAACACCAAGCCGCAGGCCUGGCAAAUGCCCGUUUGACCAUACCAAGAUGACCAUGAACGGCACAACUCCAGUCGCUCCCCACGACAGAGAUGACCCAAAACAGCCGGAUAUCCCUUCCCCUAACCAAGGUUUCACUCCUGCAACCGCAACUAGGCACCCGACGGCUCUGCCCGGGCAGCCGACAUUUCUGAAUGCUUCCAAUCUGGCACCUCCAAAGCCCGGAGCUCCCCAGAUGCUCUUCACUGGGCCCGUCUUCAUCGGCUAUCCUAUCGAGCAGGCGAUCCAGUUUAUGCAACAUUUCCAGGGACAGCAGUAA